Molecule: messenger RNA, 1843 nt
Organism: Hippoglossus stenolepis (Pacific halibut)
Lineage: Eukaryota; Metazoa; Chordata; Actinopteri; Pleuronectiformes; Pleuronectidae
Gene: insig2
Product: insulin induced gene 2
Exons: 8
Coding region: 124-1161 (345 amino acids)
Biological process (GO): SREBP-SCAP complex retention in endoplasmic reticulum; SREBP signaling pathway; cholesterol biosynthetic process
Cellular component (GO): endoplasmic reticulum; SREBP-SCAP-Insig complex
Source: RefSeq, a predicted model, not a curated record
GAGACGCUGAUUGGGUGUCCAUUCAGCCCGGAGAACCGGAAGUAGUCUCAGAAGGGGAGAAGGCAAACUGAUAUUUUCGUUUAAUGCAGCCUACUAUUAGUCUGUGAGCUAUGCAAGUGUCUUAUGAAAUGUGUAAUUGUAUUCGUGGAUGGUCUUCGUCGACAUGAGCUUGGUUUAGGAUGUCAAGGGAGGAUAUUGAAAUUGCCGGUGGAUAAAGACGUCCCAUACAUUUCCAUAUUCUCUGUCUUAGGCCUUCGAAUGUCUUUGACACUGACAGCUAUGAGUGACAGCGCCAUGACCAGCAGGCACCAACAGUGGUCAGGGGUUGGGCAAACGCAGCCGCCUCCCCGUGGCCCCUAUAUCUCAGUCAUCACCAACAGAACCACCAACCUUGUGAUACGAGGAGCCAUGCUGUUCUCUGUGGGUGUCUUCCUGGCCCUGGUGCUGAACUUACUUCAAGUACAGAGAAACGUAACUCUCUUUCCCCCUGAUGUCAUCAGCAGUAUCUUCUCUUCCGCCUGGUGGGUGCCACCCUGCUGUGGCAUGGCCUCAGCAAUGAUUGGACUGCUGUACCCCUGCAUCGACAGACAUCUGGGUGAGCCACACAAGUUCAAGCGAGAAUGGUCAAGUGUGAUGCGCUGUGUGGCUGUGUUUGUGGGAAUCAACCACGCCAGUGCUAAAGUGGACUUUGCAAACAACAUCCAGCUGUCUCUGACUCUGGCAGCGCUCUCCAUUGGUCUGUGGUGGACAUUUGACCGCUCACGUAGUGGCUUCGGCUUGGGGAUCAGCAUAGCCCUGCUGGCAACACUGGCCACUCAACUCCUGGUUUACAAUGGAGUCUUUCAGUGCGGUGGUGAGCUGUCCAUGGCCGUGCCUCCGCCGAGUCAUCAGGGAAAGAUGGCACACACCUGUGAAGGGGAGAGAGACAAGGGAAGGGGGAGAGAAACUGGGCAGCACAGAGGAGCUGUGACAGUACCGAAGAGGGGUGGGGUCCAGGAUGAGGAGCAGAGAGAUCCAGGCGCGCUCCUCGGGACCGUACCCAUCCCAGUCCACCAGGUACACUUCUCCAGAUUUCCUGUACAUUCGCUCCUGGUUACCUUGUAUCUUCUUUGCAGGGGUGAUAACGAUGGGGAACAUAGGACGGCAGCUAGCCUUGUAUGAAUAUAAGUUCAUUCAAGAAAAGAACCAUCAGGACUGAGGAAUCACUUGGUUCCAUUUGGCCUCUACUCACAAUGGCAUUGUCUCUGUACCAACCUGAAGCCAGUUACAGGUUAUCAGAGAAAAUCUGAGGCUUACACCAGACCAGGACCCAGCCAUGUCAAAUGAGCCCCACUCCUGAUUGGCUGCCCAUUGCUUUUCGUUGGACCAGACAGUAUUUUUGAAUGGUUUUCAUCAGGCCAUUCAGAGCUUGGAGCGGUUAGUGGCUACAGUGUAACAUGAGAGAAUUUGUUGUGUUUUUUCUUUGGUGCAGUUCAUCUUUACUCAUCUGGAAAGAGAUUAGCAGCGAAGCGUCUGUCGUUCUUCAGAUCAGCUCAGAUGUUAAAAAUCUUUGGCUACAUUAUGCCAAACAAACUCUUAUCACCUAAGUCUGUCAAAUCCUUCCUGAAUCAGUGGAGAACAUGCAACUUAUUGAAUUUAUAUCGAGAAAGAUAUGCAUUUACACCAGACCUUGUAUUGUAUGUAAUUACCUUAUAUCUAUACUUUAACUUUCUUGAUAAGGGAAGGAUGCUGUGUACUGUAUGUGCAGUGUUCACCUUCAGUGGAUUUUUCGACCUAACCACACUGAUACGUAUAUAUCAUAGGAUUCAAAUGAAAGGUUAAAUGAAUAAAGACAGCUUUUUUA